Pyricularia grisea is the source of this 1344-nucleotide messenger RNA. RefSeq lists its product as uncharacterized. The record is from RefSeq and is a predicted model, not a curated record. The coding region runs from base 1 to 1344 and encodes 447 amino acids. The transcript is spliced from 2 exons. NCBI's taxonomy places the organism in Eukaryota, Fungi, Ascomycota, Sordariomycetes, Magnaporthales, Pyriculariaceae.
AUGGCGCCCCAAGUCCUCGUACUCGGCAUGCCUCGCACUGGCACUCAAUCUAUUGGCCAGGCCCUCCAGAUCCUUGGACUAGGCGAGUCCUAUCACAUGACCACCGUUGGACCUAACAACCACCACGACGCCUGGUGCACUGCCAUCGAGGCCAAGUUCGGCGAGGAGGAUGCCUCCGAGGUCAUCACCCAGGAGUUCUUUGACGACCUCUUCAAGGGCUACAACGCCGUCUCCGACUUCCCCGCCUCCAUCUUCUACAAGGAGCUCCUGGCCGCCUACCCCAACGCCCACGUGAUCCUCACCAAGCGCGCCGAGGACGCCUGGUUCGAGUCCAUGUGCAAGACCCUGCACGUCGCCUACAUCAAGGCCAAGGCCGAGCCGUCCAAGCUGGCAAAGCUGUACCACAAACACCUCUGGGCCGACAACUUCCUCCGCAACGGCCGCGAGGCCUACCGCCGCCACAACGCCGGCGUCAUGGCCGCCGCUGCCGACCGCAAGGUGCUGGUCUUUGACCCGUCCAUGGGCUGGGCCCCGCUGUGUGAGUUCCUCGGCAAGGACGUCCCCGCCGUGGGAUACCCCGCCAAGGAUAUGUGGCAGGGCUACAAGCGCAUGCUCAAGGAGGUCGAGGAGGGCAGGCUCACUGAGGAUGCCAUCACCAUUGGCGCUCGCAGGGCCCAGGGUCCCAAGAUCAACUCGGCUUACAUCUACACUCAGUCCAAGGAGGCCGAGGUGAAGGGCAUCAAGUCGGCCUACAUCUACACUCAGUCCAAGGAGGCCGAGGUCAAGGGCAUCAAGUCGGCCUACAUCUACACUCAGUCCAAGGAGGCCGAGGUCAAGGGCAUCAAGUCUGCUUACAUUUACACACAGUCCAAGGAGGCUGAUGUGAAGGGUAUCCAGUCCGCCUACAUUUACACUCAAUCAAAGGAGGCCGAUGUGGAAGGCAUCAAGUCCGCCUACAUCUACACUCAAUCAAAGGAGGCCGAAGUAAAGGGUAUCCAAUCGGCCUACAUCUACACUCAGUCCAAGGAAGCUGACGUAAAGGGUAUCCAAUCGGCCUACAUCUACACCCAGUCCAAGGAAGCCGACGUAAAGGGUAUCCAAUCGGCUUACAUCUACACUCAAUCAAAGGAGGCCGACGUGGAGGGCAUCAAGUCGGCUUAUAUUUAUACUCAGUCCAAGGAGGCCGACGUCAAGGGAAUCAGGUCCGCCUACAUCUACACUCAACAGAAGGAGUCCAACGAUGUUGAGGGUAUCCGCUCCGCUUACAUCUACACUCAGCAACAGGAGUUGGACCUUAAGCCCUCUCGCGAGGGCAUCAAGUCCGCGUACAUCUACACCCAGUAG